UUUAAGACAAAGCCACCUGCGGACAAGAGAAAUGGCUUUCGCUAAGUUGUUUAAGAGGCAGUUGUUGAGGAUCUUCUCACUCCUCCUCAUGGGUAUGUUCCUUACCUUUGUCCUUCGGGAAACUGGCUCCAACAGGCACUCAUUGCCUGAUAUGAGAAUACCACAGCAGUUCUCUGUGGACCUGCCUGGCUGCUUGGCUAUCAUCAGUGGAAAUGUGGAGGGCAAGAAAGGUGAAUUAGAAGUGCUUCUGGGAUCCAGGAAAAGACAGAAACCUUUAUCGGAGGACUUCUACUUGAACGUGACAAAGGACUGUCCAUCUUACAUUGACAAGAGAGGUUUCAUCACAGAGCCUCUCAGUGAAGAGGAGGAGGAUUUUCCCCUCGCCUACUCCAUGGUGAUCCAUGAGAAGAUUGAGAUGUUUGAGCGACUUCUGCGAGCUGUUUACUCUCCUCAGAACGUCUACUGUGUGCAUGUGGACCAGAAAUCCUCUAAAGAAUUUCAGAAGGCUGUGGAGGCAAUCGUUUCCUGCUUUCCUAAUGUGUUUAUUGCCAGUAAAUUAGAAAGAGUCAUCUAUGCCUCAUGGUCCCGAGUGCAGGCAGAUUUGAACUGCAUGAAAGACCUUCUGGACUCAAACGUCCAGUGGAGGUACCUGCUGAACACCUGUGGGACAGACUUCCCCAUCAAAACCAACGGAGAGAUGGUUCAGGCACUGAAGGUCCUCAACGGGAAAAACAGCAUGGAGACGGAGGCCACGAACGACUACAAGAAAACCCGCUGGCUGUAUCACUACAAUGUAACGGACUCUGUAGUAAGGACGGAUAUAAAGAAAAGUCCUCCACCCAUUAGCAGCCCAAUGUUCACAGGAAAUGCUUACUUUGUGGUCACGAGAGCCUUUGUGAAACAUGUGAUGCAGGACAGAGAGGUUCAGCAACUCUUGGAGUGGGAGAAAGACACAUUCAGCCCUGAUGAGCACUUGUGGGCCACCCUACAGAGGAUGCCCUCUGUUCCUGGAUCAAUGCCUGCCAACGACAAGUAUGACGUGUCAGACAUGCAAGCUCUCGCUCGUGUGGUGAAGUGGGGCUAUUUAGCAGGAGAUGUGAAAAAAGGAGCCCCGUACUAUCAUUGCACUGGCACAUAUAGAAGAUCAGUUUGUGUGUAUGGAGCCGGGGACCUCCCGUGGCUCCUGGGACAACACCACCUCUUUGCAAAUAAGAUGGACCCUGAGGUUGAUGAUAUUGCUAUUAGAUGUAUGGAGUCAGUUCUGCGUUUCAAAGCUUUAGGCCAUGACCCACUGUUAAGGGAUGAAUACUCCACUAUUUAAAGCUGAUAAUCAUUUGAAAUGUGAAAUAUAGAUCGUCUCAUUGAUAUGCUGUUGUUGAUGUCACAGCUUUGGUCACCGUUUACUUCCUAUCAGGUAUCAAGAAAACUACAAGUUUAACAAUUAUUCGUUUAUUGUUUUUGUUUUUUAAGGUUUCCUUGUCAGCUAUUGCACAACAAACAGAAAAUAUAUUUGAUUUACAAUGUUUACAUUGUCAAGUUUGAACUGGUCUAUAAUGUAUUAGAUAUGUAUAUAAAUUAUUCUGUGGCUGUUGUUAGUAUAUUGUUGUGAUCUUCUGUAUUCUCUUAUACGUUUUUAACAUUUUUAUAUUAUUGUCAAGUUAUUAAUAAGGAUGUUGUAAUUUCUGAUAAUACUCCUGUCCUUUAUUCAUGAGAUUUCAAUUUAAUCUGUAUUUGUGAUGCCAUCUAGUAGACUGUAAGUGGAAGGUGUACAAAGCAAAGUUUGGUAUUUAUUAUGUGAAUGUUGAAUAUUUCUUUUGUAACCACUAGAAAACUGUGACCAAAAAAAACAAACAAACAAAAAAAAAAACAUACAAAACAAUGAUGUGGAUCCAUGACUUUACUUGGAGAAAAUGUAACAUUAAUACCUAACAUCUUUGCUUCAGAUUGUUGCUCUCACAAAUGUUUCCCCUCCACGAGUCAGAGGGCACAUUCAGGUGAGAGGUAAAACAUUAAACAAUAUUCCCCCCAGGCAGGAUUUUGAUUGAGAUCGUCAGCAGUGAACAGUGAAAAAAAAAAAAAAA
Messenger RNA from Epinephelus lanceolatus (giant grouper), 2081 nucleotides. RefSeq names its product beta-1,3-galactosyl-O-glycosyl-glycoprotein beta-1,6-N-acetylglucosaminyltransferase 3-like. Gene Ontology annotation, molecular function: acetylglucosaminyltransferase activity. Lineage: Eukaryota; Metazoa; Chordata; Actinopteri; Perciformes; Serranidae. Gene Ontology annotation, cellular component: membrane. The record is from RefSeq and is a predicted model, not a curated record.